Molecule: messenger RNA, 618 nt
Organism: Amoebophrya sp. A120
Lineage: Eukaryota; Dinophyceae; Syndiniales; Amoebophryaceae
Source: the annotation of a GenBank genome assembly
CUGGUAGCACAAUCGCAACGCCGGACUACCGGAUCGCUCUGUAUUUGUCGAUGCGUUUUUCGGACUUUUCGGUUCAGCUGUUGAAAUUGUUGCGGCCGGAGCAUUUUCCGGAGCACAACCACGUGACAAUCCUACUCAUCACGGGCUUCAAAACGAAGAAUGUUCUGGACUAUCUCGGUGCUCGUGAUCCGACGCGGCAACCCCCAGAUGAUGUGAGCAAGACUUUGGCUCUUAGGCUACCCAGAAACCCGAAAGAAAAAGAACAGCAGGUCCGUCUGGAGCUCACCAAGGUGGAGAAAUUUUUCCUUCCGCCGGACGGGCGAGGGGAAAAGACGCUGCUAACGAUAUUGGUGCUUUCUUACUGGAAAGGUACAGGGCCCGAUGCGGAACAUGAAGAUGAUGUGUGGAUAUGGAAACCCGACCCCUGGGUAGUACCUCCGGUUCCAGUGCCACCCACGUGGCCCGACGGCUACCUGACCUACCUGGUCUACCGCUGGCUCUUCUACUUUUCCUUCGACUUCUGGGCUGACUUCGAGGAAGAGGCUGAUCCAGAGCCUGCCCCUUGGCCCCCGAAGUUGGAUCCGUUGACAGACCAAGAGUCCGUUCCGGGCUUCAUCC